AUAUUACACAGUACACACUCACAACACAGCACACAGAACAACAUGGCUGCUGCCGUUGCAGGCAGCUUAGUGGACAAAUUGGUUUGUCUUUGGAGACAGCCUUAUACACGUAUUUAUUUGCCGCAUUUAUUCUUUUGUAUUUCGUUAGUUGGCUCGGUUUUGAAAAAUGCGGAGCUCGUGCCGGAGAGCUACUUCAGUAGCAGUAGAAAUGUUUUAAAUCUUUAUUUUGUGAAGGUUUCUUGGGGAUGGACCAUUGUUUUGCUUCUGCCUUUCAUAGCUUACUCCAACUUUUACAUCAAAAGCCACAUGUUUGCUUUGAGGCGGCUGACGUCAUUACUGGUGGCAACCCUCGUUUGGUACAUCUGCACUGAGACCUUUUUCUACAUUGAAGACAUUACAGGUUCGUGCUAUGAGUCCAAUACCAUGGUAGUCAUCCGUGGUGAAUUUGACACAAAGGCGGCAUGCAGGAAAGCUGGCUUCUUCUGGGAUGGUUUUGACAUAUCAGGACACUCGUUCAUCUUGAGCUACUCUUCACUAGUUAUUAUGGAGGAAAUGGUGCCCAUGUUACACAUACAGCCUGCCUACAGAAACCCUCCUCUUGAUUGUCUUUAUCUAGCUCUUAAUGUGAUUGUGGCCAUCUGGAUAUGGAUGUUCGGAUGCACGUCAGUGUAUUUCCACGAUAUUAUUGACAAGAUUCUAGGGACCUCUUGUGGGAUAUUGGGAUGGUACAUGACCUAUAAGGUUUGGUAUCUGAAGCUUUUUUCUCCUGGUCUCCCUCCACAGCCGAAACAACAUACUUAGUAUGAAAACUAAACAAACGCACUACAACAAGCUACACAUUUCAGCUUUGUUAUUGUUUUGUUUGGUCUAUAAGUAAAGCGGAGGGCAGCUGGUGUUUCUAAAAAAACAAUUUGUAAUCUGAGAGGUCACAUCUAAACCUGCUGAAGUUUUGUGGCUUCAAACAAAGCUCCAGUAAUUUACCUGACAGUACAUUCAGCUUUCACAUUAGUCUGCUGCUAGCUUUAGUAAACAACCUACAAUCAUCAGCUGAGCUGCCUUUUUUUUGGAAGACACUGAUAUUUUACAUAUUUAUAAUUGGGCUAUUUAUUGAUUUUAAACGGUUUGAGUUGUUAAGCUCUGUAAUCUGUACUUGCACUGUGGACCAUUUAAUGUGUUCAGUCUGAAUGCCAAACUGUUGUGCCAUUGUUAAAUUAGGCAUUCACAGUUGUUGAUUCACAGAUGAAUGUCUGUUCAGUUUUCCACUGGAAAACUGACACCACCUUUAAGUGGAAUUUAAAAGUUUCAUUUCAUAUGUAAUAUUAUAAGACUAGGUUGUAGUUUGGGUUAUACAUUAAGAUAAAUAUUUGACUGCAUUUAAAGGGGUAGUUCACCCAAAACUUAUUUAAAACCUAUUUGAACCUCGUAGAUUACAAAAAAAGAUAUUUUAAAAAUGCUGGUACCCAUUGACUUGCAUAGUAAGUACAUCUAUUGAAGUCGUCUUUCUGCAUUCUUCUAAAUAUCUUUUGUUUUCAACAGAA
This is a messenger RNA of Danio rerio (zebrafish), 1538 nucleotides long. RefSeq names its product fat storage inducing transmembrane protein 2 (gene fitm2). The record is from RefSeq and is marked validated. Lineage: Eukaryota; Metazoa; Chordata; Actinopteri; Cypriniformes; Danionidae. Gene Ontology annotation, cellular component: endoplasmic reticulum membrane. Gene Ontology annotation, molecular function: coenzyme A diphosphatase activity. Gene Ontology annotation, biological process: lipid droplet organization; lipid storage.